CCCUCCAACAUUGCCUAUAUUACAAAAAUACCCCUCUCUCUCUUUUUGUUUAAUUUUUUUUAAUUCAUUCGCCCCACUUUUCCGGAACAAAAAGCUAAAAGAGCAUCGCAUUCCCUGCCUCCGAGUUUACCAAAGUAUCCUCAUCCUCCCCACCAAUUCACCAAAAUGCCAUCGUCUCCUCCGCAGUAUAUUAUCACAUCCCCGUAGGCUUCCCUGUUCUGCAAGAAGAGCCAACUCCGCACUUCGAGAGAUAGAGAGAGAGAGAGAGAAUGGGAGCGAUGAAGAAGUGGGUGUCUCUGAAGAAACGGAGGGCGGGCAAGGUGGCGGAGGAGGAGGAGGAGGAGCUGACGUGGCGGAGGCUGACGUGGAGGCCGUGGAGGCGGCUGUCUUCGUCGGCGAUGAAGUGGAAGAGGCUGGAUUUCAUACAGAAGGGAAUAAUGGACAACGUUGUGUUCAGAGUCAUGUACGUCGUCGAAGCUCUUGUUCUUGUCUCCACUCUCUGUUUCUUCUACCUCUGCUGCGGAUGCCACAUCUGACUCACCUUUACACUUACAAUACACACACACACACACACACUGUAUAACCCUACACACUCCCACUUUUUUAUUUUUGGUCCUUUUUUCAUCCUUUUAUUAUCAUUAUAUUCCAUUAAUUUGAUUUUUUCUUCCUAUAAUCUUUUUUCGUCCUUUGUUUUAUAUAUUUUGGAGUUGUUUGGUUUCUGGGUAUUAGCUUAGUUAAUAGUUGUUCAACGCUUCAUCUCCAUGUACCUCGUAUCUUUCUGUUCUUCCCUUUGUUUAAGAUGUUGAAUCUUGUUUCUGCAA
Messenger RNA from Tarenaya hassleriana, 821 nucleotides. RefSeq lists its product as uncharacterized. Lineage: Eukaryota; Viridiplantae; Streptophyta; Magnoliopsida; Brassicales; Cleomaceae. The transcript has a single exon. The record is from RefSeq and is a predicted model, not a curated record. Bases 270 to 536 code for a protein of 88 amino acids.